Messenger RNA from Periconia digitata, 840 nucleotides. Lineage: Eukaryota; Fungi; Ascomycota; Dothideomycetes; Pleosporales; Periconiaceae. The record is from the annotation of a GenBank genome assembly.
UCUGGUCAAGUUCCUCAAAUUCAAGUCACCAAAGCUGUACGACUUGCACAUCCAACAUUACCCCGCCUUCCCGAACUUGACGUUAUCUUGUCCAUCACCGGCAACACGAUCAAUCGACAAGCAAACAUGGCCGACACAGCAGCACCCAAGAUCACGCUCUACACCAACCACGCCUGCCCAUGGGCACAUCGAGCACACAUCGCUAUAAAAGAGCUGGGACUGCCAUAUGAGGAGGUCAUUAUCGAUUUGAACGUGCCGAGGGAGCAGUGGUACCUCGACCUCAACCCUCGCGGUCUCGUCCCCACCAUGGACUACAACGGCCAAAUCCUCACCGAAUCCGCCGUCGUCGCACAGUUCCUAGCGGACGCGCACCCCUCCCACCUCGUCCCCAAUACGGGUACCGUCGAGGGCGCCCUCAAGCGCGCACGCAUCAACUUCUUCGUCGAUACGUGGUUCUCCAAAGUCGGCGCAAUAUGGUAUCAGAUUGGGCUAAAGCCUGAAGAGGAACGCGAGAAGAUCGUCGAAGAGUUUGUGAAGAAUGUGGAGAAGGAGAUUGAGCCUUUGUUGGCGGACGCGAAGCCGUUUUUCGGGGGGAGUGAGACGGUUGGCAUGGCUGAGGCCCUCGUAGCACCUUUCAUCCUCCGCACCUACUCCUUCGCCAAACACGGCAUCAUACCUGAAUCGCUGAUAGAAAAACUCGAUGCUCUCCCCAACUUCAAAAACUGGGCCGCCGAAGUCAUCAAGCUGGAUAGUGUCACGUACGUUUGGGACGAGGAGAAGAUGAUCCCGUUCACCAAGGCGAGGUUCGAGAAGUUGAGGGCUACUGCGGCUGCGAAGUGA